Messenger RNA from Penicillium antarcticum, 1032 nucleotides. RefSeq lists its product as uncharacterized. The record is from RefSeq and is a predicted model, not a curated record. The transcript has 2 exons. NCBI's taxonomy places the organism in Eukaryota, Fungi, Ascomycota, Eurotiomycetes, Eurotiales, Aspergillaceae. Bases 1 to 1032 code for a protein of 343 amino acids.
AUGGUAUCUGUGACUUCACCCAGGGGCAUAGCCAUCCAGCAGGCUCAAAGUAGUACCAUACGCGACAGAAUUGAGCGCAUAACUGAGGAUCUCAAGGAUAUCAAGGAUUUCUAUCCCAUCAGUAUCUCGCCCAGGAGGACACGGGAGUUGAGCCGAUAUCUCACGUCUGAGCUCGAAUCUUUGCGCAAUCUUCCAUUUGACCACUAUGACCAAGAUGGGAAGGUUGAUUGCCUUCUUGUGAAGAAUUACUUGGAAAGGCAGAUCCGACAGCUCGAUCUCGAUCUCAAGCAAGACAAAAAGGCCGCACCACUAUUGCCCUUUUCUGCCACUUUGAUUGAUUUAUGCGAGGCUCGUGCUUUGGUCCUAUCAUUAGAUCCAAAAGAGGCCGCUCAGAAGCUCUUUCAAUCACAGGUUCAAAUGGCGGCUUUACUUGAAAAGAUCAAGAAAAGCUCGAGUAGGUUCCAGAUUGAGAAGACGACUGCCUUCAGAGCAGUUAGAACGACUGAUGCGCUUCGAAGACACCUGAAAGAAUGGUUCAAUUUCUACAAAGGAUACGACCCCAUGUUUGAUUGGUGGGUGAAAAGUCCUUACGUGACUGUGGACAAGAGCUUGGAAGAUAUCUCACUUAGUAUUCAAGAGGAACUGGUUGGCAUUAAGCCAGAAAAUGACAAUGCCAUAGUGGGCGAUCCUAUUGGGCGUGAGGGAUUGGUCAGUGAACUGAUGGCUGAGGUGAUUGCCUACACACCAGAAGAGAUCAUCUCGAUCGGACAAAAAGAAUUCAAAUGGUGUGUGGAUGAGCUAAAAAAGGCAUCGCACGCCAUGGGAUAUGGUGGCAACUGGAAAGAAGCUCUAGAAGAAGUCAAGCAUGACUUCGUGGAACCAGGAAAACAGACAGAUCUAGUCCGAGAUCUCACGCGCGAAGCAAUCUCCUUUGUCGACGAGCACAAGCUCGUCACCGUACCGCCAAUCGCAAAAGAGACGUGGCAGAUGUUCAUGAUGUCGCCCGAGCGCCAAAAGUCUUCCAUGAGAUGA